ACAAAAUUUUGUGCGUGCUAUUGACGGUUAAUUAUUAUUAUAUCGUUUUACUCUCUUUCAUGAGAGUUGUGUGGAAAGCUAUUAUCAAUCGAAAAGCUAACAUUUUGACAGGAGGACCACUGAAACCUUGGACAUACGUGAGUAGUGAGAUGUCCAAUGUAUCCUAAACGGGUUAGGAUAAAGUCGAUAGAGCUCAAUGGCUGAGCGCCUCAGCCCUCGAAGCUCCGAGGUGAAUGCCUUGGAACAACGAGGCUAUCUCAUCGGCAAGAAAAUCGGACAAGGAUCCUAUGCCACCGUCCACCUGGCUGAGUACUGCGAUGCAUCCAGCCCGAAGCGGAUGCACCUCGCGUGCAAGAUAUUCGAUAAAGAAAAGGCACCUCGGGAUUUUUUAGAAAAGUUUUUUCCUCGUGAACUUGAUAUUCUAACUAAGAUAGAAAAUCCCCAUAUCAUUCAAGUGCAUAGUAUUUUGCAGCGUGGACCAAGAGUGUUUAUCUUUAUGCGUUAUGCUGACAACGGAGAUCUGUUGGAUUUCAUUAAACGGAAUGGAGUUGUGCCGGAAAAUCAGGCAAAACUGUGGUUUAGACAAAUGGCUAGCGGCCUGCAAUACCUACAUAGUAAGAAUAUAGCACACCGCGACUUGAAAUGCGAGAACAUAUUGCUGUCAAGACGUUUCAACGUAAAAUUGGCGGAUUUUGGAUUUGCUAGAUUCUGCACGGACGGUGAAAAUCGACGUGUACUCAGUCAAACGUAUUGUGGCUCCGCUGCGUAUGCCGCCCCUGAGGUGGUAAGUGGCACGGCCUACAAUCCCAAACUAGCUGAUGUGUGGUCUCUCGGAAUUAUCCUUUUCAUAAUGCUGAACGCUUCCAUGCCGUUCGAUGAUUCGAACCUGCGCAAACUACUCAAGGACCAAAUGUCCCGCAACUGGGUUUUUAGAUCCAGGAUCCGUGAUACAGUUUCGGCGGCAGCGAAGUCUAUCGUGCGACACAUUCUGGAGCCCGAUAUCACGCUUCGCCUCACGCUCGACCGGGUGCUGUCGCACGAGUGGACCCGGCCGCGCAAGGAUAAGAGCGCUAGUCUGAUGGGGCGGUUGGUGCAGUCGGCCCCCUCGGCGCCGCACUCGCCCGGGAAGCGCGAGCACGACGAGGCCGGCACGUCGGCCGGCGCGCGGGUCUCCGGCGAUCACCGGGAGACCGAGCGCGAACGACACGACGACAUCAACAUGCGCUCACAUGACUAACGCUACCUAUUAUAAUUAUAUACUAUGUAUCGAUAA
This is a messenger RNA of Helicoverpa zea (corn earworm), 1273 nucleotides long. It is a transcript of the gene Tssk, whose product is annotated as testis-specific serine/threonine-protein kinase 2. Gene Ontology annotation, molecular function: ATP binding; protein serine/threonine kinase activity; tau-protein kinase activity. The transcript has a single exon. The coding region runs from base 197 to 1237 and encodes 346 amino acids. Gene Ontology annotation, biological process: protein phosphorylation; microtubule cytoskeleton organization; intracellular signal transduction. NCBI's taxonomy places the organism in Eukaryota, Metazoa, Arthropoda, Insecta, Lepidoptera, Noctuidae. Gene Ontology annotation, cellular component: cytoplasm. The record is from RefSeq and is a predicted model, not a curated record.